Molecule: messenger RNA, 471 nt
Organism: Prunus armeniaca (apricot)
Lineage: Eukaryota; Viridiplantae; Streptophyta; Magnoliopsida; Rosales; Rosaceae
Source: the annotation of a GenBank genome assembly
AUGUCUUCUUCAAUUCUGGAAAUUUUCGUUCCUAUUGAUAGCAAACACACGGUAAAUCCUAGGGCACCGGUGUGGUACCGGCCGAAGGCUCUCCGAUGCUUAAGCCUUGGGAGGUGUGCAAUUUGUUUAGAGUUUCGAUGUGGGACUCUGGGCGUCAAUCGUGGAGCUGCCACGUGCCAGAGUGGGCGAGGUUGCCCUAAUGUUGUGAUCGGUAGGUCCAGUACCGAAGGAGUCCCCCAAGUCCCCUUGCGAGAGUCUUCGGAAGGGGAUUUGAAUUCGUCCUCGGGAGGAAACACGGCCUUACCGUUCGGUAACCCCGCUGGGGGAGGGGCAAACCUUGUUCCUUCCGGCAUGACCAGCUCAGAGGCUGACGUUGGCGAAGUCAGAAGGUCGCGUCGAUCUGAUGGGCGAAGAGACGUCUGGGCGCUUCGACUUCUGCGCCUUGCGUGCCGUCAGUUCUCCAUUGGGUGA